Molecule: messenger RNA, 4558 nt
Organism: Oryctolagus cuniculus (rabbit)
Lineage: Eukaryota; Metazoa; Chordata; Mammalia; Lagomorpha; Leporidae
Source: RefSeq, a predicted model, not a curated record
GCGGGUCCGGGCCCCGGGCUCGGCGCGCCCCGGGCUGGUGCGAGAGGUCGCCCGCAGCGGUGUGUGCGUGCCGGGGGCCCGCGCCGGGCCCCGCUUCCACGCGGGCACCUCCCGGGGGGCGCGGCGGCGCUUGGCUGGGCAGGGGUGCAGGACCGCGGACGUGCCUUGCAGGGGAGAAGCCUCCGGACGGGGCCCGUGCAGGGCACUGCUCGGCGUUGGCCCUGUCUGAGCGGUGCGGGUGCGGGUGCGGGUGUGCGUGUCGUCGUCCCUGAUGCAUUUGUUUUUGUGGAGUCAUGAGGGCUGCGUGGAGCAGCGCGCUCGCCGAUUCCUGAUUUACAUUCGCAGCACACAGUUGACGGGAGCCAUCGUUUCGUGUUUUCCCCUAGCACUUGGCGCGGAUACACACUGGUGAAGCCUGGGACUUGUUGUCGGUUGUCGUCUACGUGUCUGUAAAAUGCCUGUGCGCAGGAUGGGCAGGUGGACCAGCUGCUGGCUUUAGAAUCUUCUCGUGUCUUUAAAAUGGCCUGUAAAAGACUGCAUCACAUGUAGGGAGUCUGACAGCCGGGCGCCGCGCACCGCCGGAGUGUUUCUCGCUGCAUUGUGACAGUGGGGACGUUAAGAAUUGGUCCAAAGAUGGAAAAUUCUUUGGCCGAAACAAAAUAAAAGCCUUAUCAAUUUAGCAGCUUGGAAAUAGCAGACGAGAUUGGAAAACCCUGGUGGAGCGUGGAUUCCGGCGUCACUGGUUAAAAUCAGCCCGUGUCGUGGAUAAGGGUUAAGAUGUGAGGUGUUUCGCCCAGACGCCAUCUGUUCGGUUGUCACAAUGCAGGAACCAGGAAAGCAGAGAGCUGGCUACGGAGAAAUCCAGCCCUUUUUUUUUUUUUUUUUUUUGAUAUUCAUGUGAAUUUUCCUGUGAGGGGAAAGACCAGUUAUUUCCCUUGGAUGCUGUCCAUUCUUUUUGGUUUUAAUAAGGUGGCCCCACUAAGAAGGCUGUAGACAUUCCAUUGGGAAUAGGCGAUGGCAGUGACCAGUUGUUUCUUUAAUUCCGUUGGAAUAUCUCCACGCUUGUGUGCGGCUGUCCUUCGUUCGACUGAAACAUCUGAGCUGCUUUUUGUUUUCCUCGGUGUUGGGUGUUUGGGAUUUUAUCCUCUAAGCACCUCUGCUAGAAUCCCUUUCCUUUUUUUUACUGUGCAAAUCAAGAAGGAGCUUUCUGGGGGUGUUAGCAGAAUAGACAUGCUAAUGAGCUAAAAGAUGAGAAUGAUUUAUCACCUCCUUAAAGUCCUUUCUUAUGAUGCUAAAGCUGCACUACCAGAAAAAUAAAACUGUCACUGUGGUGUUGCAAGUCUAAGCUAGUUCAGGCAAACAAAGGAAACUGCGUUAAAUUUGCCCAUCUCUGUUUUCUCGUUUUACUACAGCAAGACUCUCCAAACGUCAGCCUUUCAAAUCUUACACAACAGCCGAAUCUCCUUGCAGGGUCCAGGGGAGGUCUAACUCAGCCGAGGUCCAGAGGCCCAGGGUGGUUUCUGCAGAGUCAGGACCCUGUGUGGGUUUCUUCGCAAGUGGUCUUGGAGGAAGAAAAAUUAUUUGCUGUUUUUUUGGGGUGAAGGGGAUAUAGUUACUGACGUAAGGUACAGAGAGAAAUUAGGAAGAGCCACAGAGUGAGAAAGGAGGAGGUGAGGCCAGCGUACUUGGAAGGUGACCAAGGAGAGGCAGCUAAGGCCUGAACCUGGAACGAUGCUUAGAUUUGCUAAAGCCGCUGGCGUCUAUUUAAGUUCUGACAGCACCCUUCCAGGAAAGGUGGGCAGAGGCGGCGCCAGCCUAGGAAGAAGAUGGUGGGAAGACCUAAGUGAUGAACCCCGUGGCUGAAGUCUUUAGGACAGCACCGCCACGGUGCUGUGAGUGAGCCCUGAGUGCCCUGGAGUCAGCCGUCGUCGUGAAGGUGUUCAAAGGCUGACUUCCUCCGUGCCUGUGAGGAGGCUGUGCACGCGGAGACGCGGAGGUGCCUGGGAGGCCUGCCUCCUUCCCGACAGAGGGGUCAUGGUGCCUCUGUCAGGGCUCCUGUCCGGGUUCUGCAGGUUCAGAUGAGGAAACUGAGGCCCAAAGAAGUUACGCCACUUGGUUAAGGUCCCAGAGCAGGUCAGAAGCAGAUCUGGAUCGGAAUCCUGGCUCCUGGCGCUCUGUUCUCGUGGGGAUCACUGUCCUGACAGAAGAGGUAAGGAAGUCCACUACAUUUUUUGAGGAAGCAUAAGGUUGACACAGCUUCACUUCUUUCUGUAUUGAAGUCUCUCCCUGAUCAAGCUUCGACACAUCUGACAGUGUAUGACACACAGAACUUGUCUUUACUAAAAUGGAGUCAAGUAAAAAGAUGGACUCCCCUGGCACAGUGCAGGCAAACCCACCGCUGAAGCUGCACCCUGACCGGGGCGCUGGGACAGCUGUUUUCGCCCCUGAGCAGGGAGGCUACAAGGAGAAGUUUGUGAAGACUGUGGAGGACAAGUACAAGUGUGAGAAGUGCCGCCUGGUGCUGUGCAACCCGAAGCAGACCGAGUGUGGGCACCGGUUCUGUGAGAGCUGCAUGGCUGCCCUGUUGAGCUCCUCAAGUCCGAAAUGUACCGCGUGUCAAGAAAGCAUUGUGAAAGACAAGGUGUUCAAGGACAACUGCUGCAAGAGAGAGAUUCUGGCCCUUCAGAUCUGCUGUCGGAACGAGAGCAGAGGCUGUGCGGAGCAGUUGGCACUGGGGCAUCUGCUGGUACAUCUAAAAAAUGACUGCCAGUUCGAGGAACUUGCCUGUGUGCGCGCUGACUGCAAAGAGAAGGUGCUGAGGAAGGAUCUGCGCGACCAUGUGGAGAAGGCCUGCAAGUACCGCGAGGCCACGUGCAGCCACUGCAAGAGCCAGGUCCCCAUGAUCACCCUGCAGAAACACGAGGACACCGAGUGUCCCUGCGUGGUGGUGUCGUGCCCUCACAAGUGCAGCGUGCUGACCCUGCUGAGGAGCGAGUUGAGUGCACACUUGUCAGAGUGUGUCAAUGCCCCCAGCACCUGUAGUUUUAAGCGCUAUGGCUGCGUUUUUCAGGGGACGAACCAGCAGAUCAAGGCCCACGAGGCCAGCUCGGCGGUACAGCACGUCAACCUGCUCAAGGAGUGGAGCAACUCCCUGGAGAAGAAGGUUUCCUUGCUGCAAAAUGAAAGUGUAGAAAAAAACAAGAGUAUACAAAGUCUGCACAAUCAGAUAUGUAGCUUUGAAAUUGAAAUUGAGAGACAAAAGGAGAUGCUUCGAAAUAAUGAAUCCAAAAUACUUCAUUUACAGCGAGUAAUAGACAGCCAAGCAGAGAAGCUAAAGGAGCUGGACAAGGAGAUCCGCCCCUUCCGGCAGAACUGGGAGGAGGCCGACAGCAUGAAGAGCAGCGUGGAGUCGCUCCAGAACCGCGUGACCGAGCUGGAAAGUGUGGACAAAAGUGCCGGGCAGGCGGCUCGCAACACAGGCUUGCUGGAGUCCCAGCUGAGCCGGCACGACCAGAUGCUGAGCGUUCAUGACAUCCGCCUGGCGGACAUGGACCUGCGCUUCCAGGUCCUGGAGACCGCCAGCUACAACGGCGUGCUGAUCUGGAAGAUCCGAGAUUAUAAGCGGCGGAAGCAGGAGGCCGUGAUGGGGAAGACCCUGUCCCUUUACAGCCAGCCUUUCUACACGGGCUAUUUUGGCUAUAAGAUGUGCGCCAGGGUCUACCUGAAUGGGGACGGGAUGGGGAAGGGGACACACUUGUCACUGUUCUUUGUCAUCAUGCGUGGAGAGUAUGAUGCCUUGCUUCCUUGGCCGUUUAAGCAGAAAGUGACGCUCAUGUUAAUGGAUCAGGGGUCCUCGCGGCGCCACCUGGGAGACGCGUUCAAGCCUGACCCCAACAGCAGCAGCUUCCGGAAGCCCACAGGGGAGAUGAACAUCGCCUCUGGCUGCCCCGUCUUUGUGGCCCAAACUGUCCUGGAAAACGGGACGUAUAUUAAAGAUGAUACAAUUUUUAUUAAAGUCAUAGUGGAUACUUCGGAUCUGCCCGACCCCUGACAAGUACCUGGGGAGGUGGAUUUAGCAGAAGGUCACUCCUCUGGGGGGGGUUGAACCAGUCUGUCUUCACUGAGGUCCUCGUGCUCAGGAAAGGACCUUGUCGGAGGAACGGAGGAGGAAGCGGCGGAAGGCAGACGCGCGGCCGGCGGGAGGAGCCACCGUGAACACCUGACGCGUUUUCUAUAGACUAGCAACACUUCACUCUGAGGAAUUAUUUAUCCCUCGCCGAGAUAAAUACUGCUGUCAGAGAAGGUUUUCAUUUUCAUUUUUAAAGAUCUAGUUAACUAAGGUGGAAAACAUAUAUGCUAAACAAAAACAAAAAAAAAGUGAUUUUUUUCUUCCUUAAACUUGCACACCAAAAAAACAAAACACACGUGGGGACAGCUGGCCACCUCAGCAUGUUAAGUGAAAGGAGAGUUUAUGAAAUAAUAAUGCAAUUCUGAUAUAUUCGUUCUAAAAUCCAAGAGUGCAAUCUUGUUUCAAAUAUAGUAUAUUGUCUAUUUUUAA